GCCAAAGCCUGUGCCAAAGAAAGGUCUGAAAAUGGGAGUAAACGAUAGCGACAGUCGGAAGGAUUCCAUUACAUCAUCGACGUCCUCGUCACAUUUGGACCUGGAGUUGUUGCAGCGAUUGUUUGUUAAAUUUGAACCAGAUUUAACCAUCGACUCAUACGAGGAAGCACAAGGAUCAGGUCGUGGCGAUAACUACACGGCCGCACUGUUCCGCAUUGCGCUAAAAGGUCAUACGCAACCGAAAGGUAGUUCGAAAAAGUUAAAAUGGGAAAAGAGCAUUAUCUGCAAACGGCUGCCCGAUUGCAAGAUCAAGCGGGAAGCGUUCAAAAGUGAAGCCCUGUUCCGCAAUGAGGUUGUAUUCUACAACACCAUCAUGCCCGAGUACAUCGAGUUCCAGCGUGGCCAGCUCCAGGGGACAGUAUGUAGUGCGGGAAAGAAGCUCGAGAAAGAUCCCGCAGACACAACAGACCCCGAAGCAAGAUGUUCCGAUGCGAAGGAGCAUCGCAUUUUUAAGGCAAUUCCACAAUGCUAUUUGGCACGUGACGAUUUGAUCGUGCUUGAGGAUCUACGGGUGCGUUCGUUUACGAUGCCCGAUCGUCAGGCAGGAUUGGGCCCGAAGCAACUGGAAGCGGUACUGGUAGAGUUGGCAAAGUUCCACGCGGUUAGUCUCGCCUACAAGCAGCGUCAUCCGAUGGAGUUCCAAAAGCUCGCCAAUUCGUUAGAAGAGGGUAUAUUCUCGCAAGCUAAUGCCGAAUGGUAUCGCAAGUACUACGACGUCUUGACGCGCAACGCCAUUCAGAUGGUGCGACAGACGGUGCCGGAGAAGAAGGAACAUUUGGCGAAGCUGGAAGGAUUUCUAAGCAACUGUUUCGGACAUCUGGUAGAGUUGGUGAACCGCAAGAGUGAACUUUCGGUCAUUUGCCACGGCGAUUGUUGGACCAAUAAUAUACUGUUCCGGUACGCGGAUGAUGGCGCAAUAGCUGAGACAUGUUUGGUGGACUUUCAGCUUAUUCGUCACGGCUCACUGGCACUCGAUUUAGCCUAUUUGAUCUAUUGCUGUACCGACGGUUCGCUGCGCAAGAAGAAUCUGCAAAACUGGCUCCAGACGUAUCAUCAGCAGCUGGUACAAUCGCUCCGGUUCCUUCUCGGUGAUUCGUUUGACGAUGUUUUUGGGUCGGAAAAACGGCUAUGGGAGCUCAUCAACGAUGACUUUAAAGUGUGUGCCCGCUUUGGGCUAGGUACAGCGAUGGACAUGCUUCCAAUAAGCACCUGCUCCUCGGAGGAGGCACCGGAUCUGUAUGCCAGCGGGACUGAUACGGCGACAACGCCUCCCGAACUGAACGUUCCGCCGAAUGAACUGUGUCGACAAAAGAUGACCAUGCUGGUGCUAGAGCUGAUUGAUGGUGGAAUGCUCUAGACUGUACCUUGGAACUUUGGAACAUCCAUGCUGUUUACUAGCGAGACCUGAGGGCGUUCGGGUGAGCUC
Anopheles maculipalpis is the source of this 1486-nucleotide messenger RNA. RefSeq lists its product as uncharacterized. The transcript is spliced from 3 exons. NCBI's taxonomy places the organism in Eukaryota, Metazoa, Arthropoda, Insecta, Diptera, Culicidae. The coding region runs from base 32 to 1417 and encodes 461 amino acids. The record is from RefSeq and is a predicted model, not a curated record.